AUGGAGCGGGUUUUGCGCCUUGCCUUGGUAUUGUUGGCUUCAGUGAGUAUUUUACUCGAUGGAACCCAUUUUCGUGGUGGUAUCAUUUCAUGGCGUCCGUUAAAUAGUACAGUACAGGGUAAUUUUACAACAAUUCUUUUACAUCAAAGAUAUUUUUGGUGGAGAAAUUAUAGCGGUUUUCCUCGACCUUUAUGCACGGAAGCGAAUGUCGUUGCUCAAACACUUAUUACUGUAUCCGGUGCUGUUUUGAAGUGUAUGAAGAACUGCGCAAGUUCUAACUUUUCUUCAGGUGGAAUUCCAGCCAAUAUGAAAACUUCAGAUUGUGAUCCAAACCCGCUCAUUGAAUCAUGGGGUGGUGAACUCUACACUAAUCUGACACUACCUUUGACAACAGACAUUACAAUUGGCUAUAACGCAAGUCAAUGGCUGAGUGCACUCUGGAAAGGUAAUAGUACUUCUUGGUCAAUUGUCAAUCGACUGAAUCUCGCUCCGAGACCUGAUGGUUACAUAAAUUCCAGUCCUGUUUCAACUACAUUACCAGUAGUAAUGUACCCAAGAAAUGUACCAAUAGUUCAUGCUGUACAAAUGUCAGAUAAUGAUAAUGGUGAUAAAUUACUAUGCCGUUGGUCUAAUUCGAAUCAAACAUAUAAUUACGACCAAGUUGAUGAAUGUGAAGGUGUCUGCCAUGGACUGCCUCCGCCAUAUGGACUCGUCGCACCCAAUUGUACUUUGACUUUCACUCUACCAUAUGCUAAUAUAUAUUAUGCCUGUGCACUGCAAAUCGAAGAUUAUUAUCCCACUACUUUCGGUAGCAACGUGCCCCCAAUGAGUUCGGUUCCAGUACAAUUCUUAUUUUAUGCAUACAAUAUUGCAGCUGGUGCAUGCGCAAAUGCUCCUUCAAUUAUUGGUGUCCGUCCAAAUCUAGCUUGCAUUGGCGUUCCAUAUAAUGUUCAGCUCAAUGAAACUGUAGAGAUACAAACAUACUGUCCAGGUCAAACAAUUAUUGAUUUGGUUACUAGUUCACCUAUUGGAAUGCAACAUAGUGCUAUUAGCAAUCCAAGUCCUGGUUUAUGGAUAAUGACAUUAACAUGGACACCCGUAUCAGACCAAAUAGGUCCUCAAGGUUUUUGUGCUGGUGCAAUUGACAAUAGUAGUUUACAAUCAGCUCCAUGGUGUAUCACAUAUCUAGUUGGCUAUGACUCACC
Messenger RNA from Adineta steineri, 1205 nucleotides. The record is from the annotation of a GenBank genome assembly. NCBI's taxonomy places the organism in Eukaryota, Metazoa, Rotifera, Eurotatoria, Adinetida, Adinetidae.